This is a messenger RNA of Coregonus sp. 'balchen', 6665 nucleotides long. The record is from the annotation of a GenBank genome assembly. Lineage: Eukaryota; Metazoa; Chordata; Actinopteri; Salmoniformes; Salmonidae.
AUGUCGACAACAGAGAAAGUUGAGACCAAAGUUAAGACUUCGAAAAGUGAGAAAAUGCUCCCUGCACAGGAGGCGGCCAAAAUCUACCACACCAACUACGUCAGGAACGCGCGAGCCGUCGGCGUCCUGUGGGCGAUAUUCACCAUCUGUUUUUCCAUCAUAGAAAUGGUGGUGUUCAUCCAACCGUACUGGAUCGGGGACAGCGUCAACACCCCGCAGGCUGGAUACUUCGGACUGUUUCACUACUGUAUCGGCAACGCCCUGACCUCCGAGCUCAUCUGUAAAGGCAAAGCACUUAAAAGGGGCCAAUCUGCAGUUAAUACAUCAAUUUCUGGACUUAAAAAUGAAUGAUAUGAACCCGUUGAUUCUUGGAGAAUAUAACUUAUGAGCUUAGUUAAGCUUAGUUAAACUAUUGUACCUCAUCAAAACCCAAACUAUAAGCUUGUUUUACUCCAAUGUUUGUAAACAAAGUAAAUGUAAUCAAUCACUGUAUAGCCUCAAAAUAUGGUUACAAAUAUAAUUUUGAUAUCAUGGAUGGUCAGUCCUUGCAUCCAUAGCUCUGUCUAUACAUUUGAGAGUGGUAACAUUUCUCCAGCCCCAUCCCUCCGAUUUUUUACCGAAACAGUGGCAGUGAGUCGCUUUGUAAUUGUUUCAACAGCAGAUUGCCCCUUUAAAGGGUCACUUUACUCAAUAACUAUCUUUUAGUAUUUUGUUAAUUAGUCCACCGUUGACACAAUGUCAGCAGUUAAUUUUUCAAGACAGAGCACCUUCAGUACAGAGUAAAGACUGUGAUGGGGAUGCAAAACGCAUCCCAUUGAACCAUUGCUAUAAAACGCAUCCCAUUGAACCAUUGCUAUAAAACGCAUCCCAUUGAACCAUUGCUAUAAAACGCAUCCCAUUGAACCAUUGCUAUAAAACGCAUCCCAUUGAACCAUUGCUAUUAAACGCAUCCCAUUGAACCAUUGCUAUAAAACGCAUCCUAUUGAACCAUUGCUAUAAAACGCAUCCCAUUGAACCAUUGCUAUAACCACUAAACUGCUUAAUGGGCACCAUAGUAUGGCUGCCCUAUGCUCCAACCCUCAGAGAUCCUAUUACAUUCUAAUCAUAUUAUGUAAUUCUCUGCUCCAACCUCUAUGUAUGUGUUGCCUAUUUUUCAUUGGACAUCAGAGAACAUUGCAGUAAUCUUCUACUUCUUCUUCUUCCCCUCCUCCUCCUCCUCCUCCUCCUCCUCCUCCUCCUCUCCUUCAUAAAGGAAGUGCCUUGGACUUUGCGUCCAUCCCGUCCCCAGCCUUUAGGACAGCCCUCUUCUUCGUGGGUACGUCCAUGCUGCUGAUAGUGGGAUGUAUGGUCUGUUUCACUCUGUUCUGGUUUUGCAACACCGGGAGCGUCUACAAGAUCUGUGGGUGGAUGCAGUUUGCAUCAGGUGAGAUUAGAAGACAUUCUCUAACCUGCACAUUUUAAUGUAUAGUGUCCCAUGUUUGGUGAGCCAAAUGUAAUAAUAAUAAUAAUAAUAAAUGUAUAUCCAGGAGCGGGCCUAGGGGAGAUUGGGGGGGCCGUUUCAAAAUGCCCUUGCUGGUCCACCUCUGUAUCCUGCCUCUAGGCAACCUUGGCUCAUGAACAGUCAUACCGGCCCCUGGUUGUAGUUCUGUCAUACCGGCCCCUGGUUGUAGUUCUCAUCCCUAUUGUCCAGGAGAGGUGACAAACCUAUCGUGUCCAGUCAGUGACACCCCAGUGAAAUCUUUCCUCUUUCAGAGGUGGCGUGCGUCCAGUGCUAUCGUCACUAGGUGACAACAACACUGUGGACGCCAGCCCAAAGGGAUUCUGUUUCAGUCCAGACUCUGACACCUAUGUUCACACAAUACAUGUAACAUGAUACAUGUAUCGUUUUGUCUCUCGGUACGAGUCUACAUCUACAUGAAAGGUUCCGUACACGCUCGGGUUUUACAGCUGAUGUACAAGGCUUUUGACAGAACUGUUGUGAUACAUCAGAUAUUUUUUGAUGAGCUUGUCUGCACAAAAGUUUUGACACAACCAUUGUGGAUAGUCUCCACUGUGCCUGUCUGUCCCUCCCCCAGACAUACAGUACACAUUCACUCAUUCAUUCAUUGUAUUUCUAUACACUCACCUCCAUAUGUAUUCAGACAGUAAAUUAUAAAUGUGUCUCUAUAUGCCAGCAUUUGGGAAUUUGAGAACAAAUGUUUCAUAUGAGGCGACAGUACAGAAUGUCACCUUUCACUUGAGGGUAUUUUCAUACAUAUCUGUUUUAUCGUUUAGAAAUAAAAGCUCUUUAUCUAUCUAGUCCCCCUAAUUUGAAGGAGUCAUAAGUAUUUGGACAAAUUCACUUACAGUGUAUUAAAGUAGUGUAGUGUAGUGUAGUAUUUUGUCCCAUAUUCCUUGCACUCAAUGACUACAUACAAAUUGUGACUUUACAAACUUGGAUGCAUUUGCAGUUUGUUUUGGUUGUGUUUCAGAUUACACUCUGCCCAAUAGGAACAUUUGAUCUCAAAUCCAAAAUGUUGGAGUAUAGAGACAAAUGAAAAUGUUUAGCUUCACUGUCCAAAUACAGUGGGGGAAAAAAAGUAUUUAGUCAGCCACCAAUUGUGCAAGUUCUCCCACUUAAAAAGAUGAGAGAGGCCUGUAAUUUUCAUCAUAGGUACACGUCAACUAUGACAGACAAAAUGAGAAUUUCUUUUCCAGAAAAUCGAAUUUAGUAGGAUUUUUAAUUAAUUUAUUUGCAAAUUAUGGUGGAAAAUAAGUAUUUGGUCAAUAACAAAAGUUUCUCAAUACUUUGUUAUAUACCCUUUGUUGGCAAUGACACAGGUCAAACGUUUUCUGUAAGUCUUCACAAGCUUUUCACACACUGUUGCUGGUAUUUUGGCCCAUUCCUCCAUGCAGAUCUCCUCUAGAGCAGUGAUGUUUUGGGGCUGUCGCUGGGCAAACACAGACUUUCAACUCCCUUCCAAAGACUUUCUAUGGGGUUGAGAUCUGGAGACUGGCUAGGCCACUCCAGGACCUUGAAAUGCUUCUUACGAAGCCACUCCUUCGUUGCCCGGGCGGUGUGUUUGGGAUCAUUGUCAUGCUGAAAGACCCAGCCAUGUUUCAUCUUCAAUGCCCUUGCUGAUGGAAGGAGGUUUUCACUCAAAAUCUCACGAUACAUGGCCCCAUUCAUUCUUUCCUUUACACGGAUCAGUCGUCCUGGUCCCUUUGCAGAAAAACAGCCCCAAAGCAUGAUGUUUCCACCCCCAUGCUUCACAGUAGGUAUGGUGUUCUUUGGAUGCAACUCAGCAUUCUUUGUCCUCCAAACACUUUUUACCAAAAAGUUCUAUUUUGGUUUCAUCUGACCAUAUGACAUUCUCCCAAUCCUCUUCUGGAUCAUCCAAAUGCACUCUAGCAAACUUCAGACGGGCCUGGACAUGUACUGGCUUAAGCAGGGGGACACGUCUGGCACUGCAGGAUUUGAGUCCCUGGCGGCGUAGUGUGUUACUGAUGGUAGGCUUUGUUACUUUGGUCCCAGCUCUCUGCAGGUCAUUCACUAGGUCCCCCCCGUGUGGUUCUGGGAUUUUUGCUCACCGUUCUUGUGAUCAUUUUGACCCCACGGGGUGAGAUCUUUUGCGUGGAGCCCCAGAUUAUCAGUGGUCUUGUAUGUCUUCCAUUUCCUAAUAAUUGCUCCCACAGUUGAUUUCUUCAAACCAAGCUGCUUACCUAUUGCAGAUUCAGUCUUCCCAGCCUGGUGCAGGUCUACAAUUUUGUUUCUGGUGUCCUUUGACAGCUCUUUGGUCUUGGCCAUAGUGGAGUUUGGAGUGUGACUGUUUGAGGUUGUGGACAGGUGUCUUUUAUACUGAUAACACGUUCAAACAGGUGCCAUUAAUACAGGUAACGAGUGGAGGACAGAGGAGCCUCUUAAAGAAGAAGUUACAGGUCUGUGAGAGCCAGAAAUCUUGCUUGUUUGUAGGUGACCAAAUACUUAUUUUCCACCAUAAUUUGCAAAUAAAUUCAUUACAAAUCCUACAAUGUGAUUUUCUGGAUUUUUUUUCUUCACAAUUUGUCUGUCAUAGUUGACGUGUACCUAUGAUGAAAAUUACAGGCCUCUCUCAUCUUUUUAAGUGGGAGAACUUGCACAGUUGGUGGCUGACUAAAUACUUUUUUCCCCCACUGUACAUAUGGAGGUCACACAGGUCAGCGUAUAUAUCCUUGGUCUGUCCCCCCAGCCAUCCUGAAGGUGAUGGGCUGUUUGAUCUACCCUGACGGCUAAGAAGCUCCCUGUCUGCGUAACUGACUGUCUAACCCAUUCAAGCUUUCCCACAGGUCUUUUGAGUAAAAAACAACAACAUAUAUACAGUAUUAAUAUAUAUAAUUUAUAUAUGUGCAUUCGGAAAGUAUUCACACCCCUUGACUUUUUCCACAUUUUGUUAGGUUACAGCCUUAUUCUAAAAUUGAUUAAAAUAUGUUUUUUUCCCCCCGCAUCAAUCUACACACAAAACCCCAUAAUGACAAAGCAAAAACAGUUAUUUAGACAUUUUUGCAAAAAUAAAAUGUUCAAAAAACGUACAUAUCACAUUUACAUAAGUAUUCAUACCCUUUACUCAGUACUUUGUUGAAGCACCUUUGGCAGCGAUUACAGCCUUGAGUCUUCUUGGGUAUGACGCUACAAGCUUGGAACACCUGUAUUUGGGGAGUUUCUCCCAUUCUUCUCUGCAGAUCCUCUCAAGCUCUGUCAGGUUGGAUGGGGAGCGUUGCUGCACAGCUGUUUUCAGGUCUCUCCAGAGAUGUUCGAUCGGGUUCAAGUCCAGGCUCUGGUUGGGCCACUCAAGGACAUUCCGAGACUUGUCCCGAAGCCACUCCUGCGUUUUCUUGGCUGUGUGCUUAGGGUCGUUGUCCUGUUGUAAGGAGAACCUUCGCCCCGUUCAUCUUUCCCUCGAUCCUGCCUAGUCUCCCAGUCCCUGCCACUGAAAAAGAUCCCCACAGCAUUAUGCUGCCACCACCAUGCUUCCCCGUAGGGAUGGUGCCAGGUUUCCUCCAGACGUGACGCUUGGCAUUCAGGCCAAAGAGUUCAAUCUUGGUUUCAUCAGUCCAGGGAAUCUUGUUUCUCAUGGUCUGAGAGUCCUUUAGGUGCCUUUUGGCAAACUCCAAGCAGGCUGUCAUGUGCCUUCCGUCUGGCCACUCUACCAUAAAGGCCUGACUGGUGGAUUGCUGCAGAGAUGGUUGUCCUUCUAGAAGGUUCUCUCAUCUCCACAGAUGAACUCUGGAGAUCUGUCAGAGUGACCAUCGGGUUCUUGGUCACCUCCCUGACCAAGGCCCUUCUCCCCUGAUUGCUCAGUUUGGCCGGGUGGCCAAACUUCUUCCAUUUCAGAAUUAUGGAGGCCACUGUGUUCUUGGGGACCUUCAAUGCUGCAGACAUUAUUUGGUAUCCUCGACACAAUCCUGUCUCAGGGCUCCACGGACAAUUCCUUUGACCUCAUGGCUUGGUUUUUGCUCUGACAUGCACUGUCAACUGUGGAACCUUAUAUAGACAGGUAGUGUGCCUUUCCAAAUCAUGUUCAAUCAAUUGAAUUUACCACAGGUGGACUCCACUCAAGUUGUAGAAACAUCUCAAGGAUGAUGAAUGGAAACAGGAUGCACCUGAGCUCAAUUUCGAGUCUCAUAGCAAAGGGUCUGAAUACUUAUGUAAAUAAGGUAUUUCUGUUUUUGUUUAUUUAUACAUUUGCAAACAUUUAUAAAAGCCUGUUUUCCUUUUGCAUUAUGGAGUAUUGUGUGUAGAUUGAUGAGGAUACUUUUAUAUUUAAUCCAUUUUAGAAUAAGGCUGUAACAUAACAAAAUGUGGAAAAAGGGAAGGGUUCUGAAGACAUUCCGAAUGCACUGUAUAUACUGAACAAAAACAUAAACGCAACAUGCAACAAUUUCAACGAUUUUACUGAGUUACAGUUCAUAUGAGGAAAUCAGUCAAUUGAAAUAAAUUAAUUAGGCCCUAAUCUUUGGAUUUCACAUGACUGGGAAUACUGACAUGCAUCUGUUGGUCACAGAUACCUUUAAAAAAUGGGCCUAAUGAUUUUUUUUUAACAGUGAGUAAAUAUAAUCAAUUUUAAGUGCGGCCCUCCGGACCACGGUGAAGACCGAAUGCGGCCCACGGUGAAAAUGAGUUUGGCACACCUGGUCUAAUCCUAAUGGUAAUGUCUGUCUGUCUGUCUGUCCCUCCCCAGCCAUCCUGAUGGUAAUGUCUGUCUGUCUGUCCCUCCCCAGCCAUCCUGAUGGUGAUGGGCUGUAUGAUCUACCCUGACGGCUGGGACGCCCCGGAGGUGAAGAGGAUGUGUGGCGAGAUGACAGACAAGUACACCCUGGGGAACUGUACGGUGAGGUGGACCUACAUCCUGGCUAUCAUCUGUGUCCUGGACUCUCUCAUCCUGGCCUUCCUAGCCUUCACACUGGGGAACAGACAGGACAAACUGCUGCCGGACGACUUCGAGGUGGAGGGGCAAGGUGAGAGGAUAAAAUUAGGUGAUACUUGUUGCAUGAGGGAUUAAUUCUAAAUGUUUGGGGGGGGGGGGGGGGGGGGGACAGAAGAGUAAAGGUUUUGGAGUGUGGGACACUGGGAUUAUCUCAGGACAUCUCCCUACUUUUUUAUUUAUCAAAUUUUAAUUCAUCCCGUUUCCAUUACAGAAAACCAAUGA